This is a messenger RNA of Dacryopinax primogenitus, 420 nucleotides long. RefSeq lists its product as uncharacterized. The transcript is spliced from 2 exons. The record is from RefSeq and is a predicted model, not a curated record. NCBI's taxonomy places the organism in Eukaryota, Fungi, Basidiomycota, Dacrymycetes, Dacrymycetales, Dacrymycetaceae. Bases 1 to 420 code for a protein of 139 amino acids.
AUGAUGCUCAUGGUCAGUCAUACUGCUCAUGCCAAGUCCAAUCCUCCUCUUGUCCUCUCCCCAACACACAUCAUCUCCUCUCUCAGCACAUCAUCCUGCACCAGCACCUCCUCGCCCUCUGCCAAUGAAGCCGCCCAGAACACACUCCCCCCCAUGGCCAAGACAGCCAUCCUCCCACCCACACACACCCAGAUGAGCACUAACAACCCUGUGAGAGCCAUCCCAAACACUUUGAGGAAUGAUGCUAGGGGCAUAGGGGUGCGCAAGGCAGAGAGCAUGAAGGUGAAGUGCAUAUGUACACCAAGAGGGGAAGCAACCAUCUUCCUCCACCUGUGCUCCACAUUCCAGCAUGCCUUCCCUGAUCCCGACCCAACACUCUCACCUGCCCACCUGCUCCUCACAGUCACCUCUAAGCGCUGA